Actinia tenebrosa (Australian red waratah sea anemone) is the source of this 1523-nucleotide messenger RNA. RefSeq lists its product as uncharacterized. NCBI's taxonomy places the organism in Eukaryota, Metazoa, Cnidaria, Anthozoa, Actiniaria, Actiniidae. Gene Ontology annotation, biological process: protein N-linked glycosylation. The record is from RefSeq and is a predicted model, not a curated record. Gene Ontology annotation, molecular function: alpha-(1->6)-fucosyltransferase activity.
UUGUGAGUGGCUGUGAUCAUUCUAAAUUUAACUCGAAAUCAUCUCAUUACCUGUACUAAAUUGCCAAACGUAUGAAAUCACACCGAGAUAACGGGAAGAGAGAAUCUUAGAAGUGUCAACAUCUUUUGCUUGCUUCCGUUCGAGUUUUGAUUCCCUGUCAAAGCAGAUCUUUAACAAGAACCUUCGUCAACAAAGCAAUGUUUUUAAGCAGAAAGAGGACCAUUCAAUUGAUUCUUCUGCUAGCUAUGGCUUUAAUAGCUGCUCAUUUCAUAUUUUUCAACUACAAAACCAAAGACAAAGUCAUGAAAACACUUGUUUCCCAAGCUCGUGUCAAGUGUUCCUUCAAGAAAAAAACCAGUCUUCUUAACACAAAUUCCAUAAAUCCAACAAAGAACAAGGCUUUCUCUUGUGGAACUUGGCAACAAAGAUACGCCCAAUUCCAUCGCAAUGCCCUUAAAUCACCCGAAACAGCAAGAUUCCUGGUAUAUACCUGCCUGGACAACAACUGUGGAGGUCUUGGGAAUCGUAUCUUUGGCAUUGCAUCUCUCUUGUAUUUAGCUGUCCUUACCAAUAGAGUAUUUUUGAUUCACUGGGAGGGAGCUACUAAAUUAAUAGAUUGUCUGCAGCCAAGAAAAAUUGAGUGGGAUUAUCCAAUUAAUCUAUUGAAGAUUGGAAAUAAAUCCAAGUACCAUUAUUGGGGUAGCAGUAGACCAAACUACAGUAAAAAGUACACCGACAUAAGAGUUGAAUCAGCCAUAAAAUUUAAACAAUGGGUAUCUAAUACGAAUUUUUCUGCCACACUAACUUUGCAGUACGAGCUCAUAGGGACGAUCCGGUACUUCGGCGACCAAGUUUUGAACAACAAAUAUCUAAAACUCAAGGCGAUGAACUUAGACCUACCAAAGAAAGAUUCAAACUUUCCGUUCGCAACUCUUGGAUGUGCCUAUGAUUUUUUGUUCAAACCCACCAAAAAUCUAUCCUCGUUGAUCCAAAAAUAUAGGAAGAGGUUAAUGCCUGGGAAUAGGGUUUCAAAACCUCGUAAAGCGAUAUGCAUGCAUAUAAGGACGAGUGACUUUCAGUUCGGAGUGCGUAAUAUUCGAAGCAUUCGCACAACUCAAUUCAAGAAUUUUUUCUCGUGUGCAGAAAAAGUUGAAAAGUACAUUUACGAAAGUAAUCUGCUUGACCUUGCGCCUAAUGAAGAAAUCAAAUGGUUUCUGGCCACAGAUAAUGUAGACGUGAAAAACUACGCCAAAAUGACCUACAAAGAAAAACUGUUCACUGUGGAUUUCAAGCCAGAACAUUUAGAAUAUUCUAAGAGGAAAGAUACUCUUCGAAUGAUCUUAGUCGACAUGGCGCUUCUCACCGAAUGCGAGUUUUUUCUUGCUACUAUUCAUAGCAGUUUUAGUAACGUUAUCACAGGUAGGAAAAGACACUCUAUUGAUACAUUUGUAUACGGCGAAGAGUGUGAUGGUACAAGGCUUGCUAAAAAACUUAGUUCUAUAUCUUGAAGAAAGAUUGAGUGC